AUGGAAGAAUCUCGACCACACAACGAACGUUCAGCAACAUUUGAUGUUAUCAUUAUAGGCGGUGGUAUCGCAGGAUCAUGCACAGCAAUAAGGCUGGCCCAAUUGUUCUCCUCGGCAGCUGCAACCUUGCGGAGGAUUUUAGUCGUUGACGAGAAAACGACGAGUGCGGGCAUAUUCAAAGUUGGAGAAUCCUUACCCGGAGAAUCAAAGCAUAUACUCAAGACACUAGGCGUAUUUGAAGCGGUGAACAAUGAUGCAAAGCAAGGGAAACAUAAUUUCUGUUACGGAAAUUCUUCUGCGUGGGGUUCCGAUGAAUUGCACGAUACGAGCACGAUAUUCAAUGCCUAUGGUGAUGGAUUUCAUUUGAACAGGUCCCUGUUUGAUGAAACGUUGAUUAAAACUGCCGAGUCACAGCAUGAUCCAUUCAUUACGAUUAUACGCGAUUCCGUGACCAAGUCACUUCUUGUAGAAAAUGAUGACGGGGAGAAAUAUUGGAAGGUUUCGAUUUCGAGUAAUGAAUUACCGAUCCACGGAAACGUUCUCGUCGAUGCAAGUGGCCGUCGCUGUUUCAUCCGAAAAUGUUUUCCAGACUUGGAACGCACCGCCUUUGAUAAAUUGCUGGCUUUUGCAUGUUUAUUCGAAACCGAUAAUUCUCAACUGCCCGAUUCAGACCAUCAUACCCUUGUGGAAUCCUGCGCUUUUGGAUGGUGGUAUACUAGUCUUUUACCCAACAAGCAACGAAUUGUCGGUUUCCAUACCGACGAUGAUCUAAUAAAACUCAUUAACAAGAAAAGAAAGAUCAGGCAAGCUGAAGAGUUUUACGAAUUUAUGAGAGAAACUGCUCCGCAUACUACCAAGCGUAUAAAUGAGCAUUCAUAUUGUCCUGGGGGAAAAAGAGUCAUGUGUAUGCCUGCGAAUUCAGAAAGCCUUUUUCGGUUUGCGUCUUACGAAAAUAGAUGGAUAGCAAUUGGCGAUAGUGCUGUUUCUUUUGAUCCGCUCUCAUCCCAAGGGAUGCUCACCGCACUGUACAGUGCGAAACUUGGUGCGGAAGCAAUAUUUUUUCAGUACUUUAACGGCAAAAAGACGAGAAACAAAGAAGUAACAGUCCAACCAUUAGAAAUCUUUCAGCAAUACAUUGAGAACACGUUUCAUAAAUAUAAGAGCGAGAAAAGGUUUUUCUAUAAUAAGGAACAAAGAUGGCGUGAUGAAGUUUUUUGGAGAAGACGACAUGAGGAUCACAUUGAGUGA
Molecule: messenger RNA, 1248 nt
Organism: Paraglomus occultum
Lineage: Eukaryota; Fungi; Glomeromycota; Glomeromycetes; Paraglomerales; Paraglomeraceae
Source: the annotation of a GenBank genome assembly